UCUGAUUUCACAGUGCCUUUUGUAAGCUACUGAUGUGUUAUUGUCAUUGAUACUCGGUAUGUAAAGCAGUGGUCAUUUAUUGUCAUUGAUACUCGGUAUGUAAAGCAGUGGUCAUUUUAAUCAAUACAUCAAUGACCACUUGACCACAGGAGUUGUACUUCACACCAAUGAGUGGUCAUUCCAUGUAACGGAGUGUCCAGGGAAUACCUAACAUCUGCUAUGGACCGGAAGUAUUAUUAUGGGAGUCUGAAGCCAUUAUUGUCCAAAGGAAAUGGUGCAGAUCUAUCUUAUCACAAAACUACUACAGGAAGUGCCAUUCUAGGAUCAGUGCUUAAACAAUCUCAAUUGUCCUCUGGAUUUUACCAUUGGUUGACAUUUUCUAGUUUGCAUUUUCUAUCUCAGGGGCACUAAGCCAGAGCAUAUGAAGUUUUCAGCGUUUGGAAAACUUGGAAGAUUCCAGGACCAACUUAGAAUGGUGAACCACUCGGGACGCCGGAAAAACAACAGUGCACUGACUAUCAUAGCGGAACUCGGAUCAGAAAGCAACGCCCAUGGACUGGCAAAAAUAGCAACAUCAACCAAAACAAAGAGGAAAGUCAUGUGGGCUUUACUUGUGAUUGUCGGGUUUACUGCUGCAACUCUCCAACUAUCAUUACUAGUACGUAAAUACCUAUUGUUCCAUGUUGUGGAGGUAUCUGAAAUGAAGGACGGAAUGCCUGUCGAGUUUCCCUCUGUGACCAUAUGUAACACACAUGCCAUGUCACUGACAAAAGUGAAAGAACGCUUCAUGGAGGUUCCUGAUUAUAGUCAGUGGUUUGGUUUCAUUGACAGAGUGUCGUUUGGUGAACAGCAAACACGUGUCGAAUCCACACAAGGGUUUUAUGAGAACAUGAUGUCUGAAGCAACAAUGGUUGGUCACGACAUUAAUGAAAUCUUAAUUCAUUGUCAAUUCAAUCAGAAAAAUUGUUCCGCAACAAAUUUUACAAAACAUUUCGAUGGAAAAAAUUAUUUCAACUGUUACACAUUCAAUAGUGCUCAAGAACGAGACCCUAACAACAAAAUACUUAUGCAUGCAACUGGACCACAAAAUGGUCUUUCCAUGAUUAUCUCCCUUGAUAAUGAUGACCCACCACUAGGUGCCUUUGGCCUGUACAAUAUCCAUGACAACAUAGCCCACAGUGCUGGUAUACGGGUUCAAGUUCAUGCCCCAAACACGAUGCCAAGCCCUGUUGACCUUGGAUUUGAUGUUCCACCUGGAUUUUCCUCUUCUGUGGGAUUAAAAGCUGUCAUACAUUCGCGUCUUUCAUCGCCACAUGGAAAUUGUACCAAAGAUAUGUUAAAAGGGAUCAAAACGUACAGAAAUACAAUUUUCUCUUGUCUCUUACUGUGUAAACAACAGAUUGUGAUCAAAACGUGCAAAUGUAAAUCAUCGGGUCUCCCUGAUACAGAGGAUGCACAAAAUUUCACAUACUGCGGUACAAUUCAUAAUUGGCAGGAGCGUUUUAACAACCUAAGUAAAUCACCAAAUAUGGAAAAGGUCAAUUACAAUUUGGAGAUGUUGAAGUGUGAAGAAGAAACCUUACAUAAACUGGCAAAUGAUAGAUCAUACGAAAGAGCGUGUAAGUGUUUCCAACCCUGCUCUGAAACGUCCUAUCAAAAAUCACUUUCCCUGUCAUACUGGCCUCUCGAGUUUUAUCAAUUUGAUGCAUUGAAGAAAUUCUAUCAUGGUCGAAUGGAAAAGACAUUCAUGCAUGAAGCAUAUAAAUAUCUGAAAAAGAAUAUAGAGAAAUAUGACAGUCUGAGUCAAAAUAUGACCGAAGAGAAUCGAAAAAAGAUGUUAACAACAAAUUUACCACUUGAAGAACGCCAGGAAAUUAUGAGAGCAACGAGUAUGAUACAUCAGAAUCUGCUACGACUCAAUAUCUACCUAGAGGAUCUCAGUGUAGUGGAGUUCAAACAGAUGCCAGCGUAUGAGCUCGCCGAUUUAUUUGCUGACAUUGGUGGAACUCUUGGAUUGUGGAUGGGAAUAUCUGUACUAACUAUCAUGGAACUUAUGGAACUUGUAGUAAGACUUAUUAUGCUCUUGUUCAAUGCCGAAAACAAGAUGCCUGAUCACAUGGACCCGGUGACAAAUGGCAUGCUAGAACACACCGACAACUAUCCCGACGCUUAUCAAAAGACAGACUUUGAUGGAUUUGACAGAAAUGAGUAUGGCCAGUCAGAAGGAUUUGAAAGAAGUGAUUAUAGAAGUCGAUCAGAAGGUUUUGAGCGGAAUGAUUAUGGGCGGCCAAUGCGCGACAACUCGCAUGAUCUACCUAUAUGAUGGAAAUUGGCAUUAUCACAUGUGGUCAUUUAAUCUCAGCAGGUAAAACCAAUAAAUGCUGAUUGGUCGAUCAACUGAAGCAUGUGGCAGUGCUUCAUCCAAUCACGAUGGAUUGUGCUGAUAGCGGAGUUGGACCUAACACUGGCAAUGUCUGUGAUAAUGCUUGGUAUUCAGCAUGGCCUAAUCACCAUUCACUGGAAUGUAUGUCUGCCUGCUGUCCAACAUAUCUGCUAGUGUAACAAGGUUUAGAGCAGAGUACACAGUGUUUCCUGGCAGUGAACUGACCAAAGGUCACUACUGUCCUCAGAAAUGCCUUAUGAUGUUGUUCUAUCAAACAAAAUCAACGAAAACAAAAAGUCCAACUUAUAACCUGUGGCAAUAACCAUGGAACGACCUCUGGAUAUUGGUAAUAAAUAACUAACGUAGAUGUAAUAUAAUUAUGUCAAUAAUCAACUUUCCGUACAGUUAUUUAACUGAUUAUCAUGAUAUUAUACAAGUAAAAAAAAUAUGGUCACCUUAACAACAAUGUCAUCAAGCUGUUAACUUGGAUUUGAAAAAGGGAUACCAUAGCAACAGUGUCAUACAGUUGCUAACCUAUAUGUAUAAUUGGUUACCCUGGCAACAGUGUCAAACAUUUGUGACCUUGGCAACAGUGUCAAACAUUUGUUACGCAGGAUAUAUGAAUGGUAACCAUAGAAACAAUGUCAUGCAAUUGUUACCCUGGAUAUAUAAGUGGUCACCAUGCCAACAAAGUCAUAAAUAUGUUACCUUGUAUAUAUUUAUCAUAUGGUUACCAUGGUAACAGUGUCACCAACAUAUAACCUUGGAUAUAUCAAACAGUUACCAUGGUACCAAAGUCAUAGAGUUGUUAUCUUGGAUAUAUUUAUAACGUUCACCAUGGCAACAUUGUCACAAAACCAUUAUCACCUUGGAUAUAUAAAGUGGUUGCCAUGGCAGCAGUAUCACAAUUAUGAUACUUUGGAUAUACAUUACUUGUUACCAAUGCAGGUGUCAGCAAGGAUGUAACUGAAAUUGUUUGUGAUUAACGAAAUAUUUGAAAUCAUUAGAAUCUAUGAUUAGGUGUAGGGAUGUAGAUUUGACAGAAAUAACCACCAGAAUUAUCUUCCUCAAUCUCAGUGUGUAUUUACAUAUGUUUUGUGUGAUAUGAAAUGAUUGAUUUUGAAUGUGAAUUUGUUUCAUUUAUAAUAAUGAAGUGAGUUUGAUCCUUUUCUUUAACAAAGCAAAUCCAUUAUUUUUUACCUUAUUCAUCCUUUGAUAGUAAA
This is a messenger RNA of Mizuhopecten yessoensis (Yesso scallop), 3606 nucleotides long. RefSeq names its product FMRFamide-activated amiloride-sensitive sodium channel-like. NCBI's taxonomy places the organism in Eukaryota, Metazoa, Mollusca, Bivalvia, Pectinida, Pectinidae. The record is from RefSeq and is a predicted model, not a curated record. Gene Ontology annotation, molecular function: ligand-gated sodium channel activity. Bases 422 to 2323 code for a protein of 633 amino acids. The transcript is spliced from 2 exons. Gene Ontology annotation, biological process: sodium ion transmembrane transport. Gene Ontology annotation, cellular component: membrane.